This is a messenger RNA of Suillus paluster, 624 nucleotides long. RefSeq lists its product as uncharacterized. The record is from RefSeq and is a predicted model, not a curated record. NCBI's taxonomy places the organism in Eukaryota, Fungi, Basidiomycota, Agaricomycetes, Boletales, Suillaceae. The transcript is spliced from 6 exons. The coding region runs from base 1 to 624 and encodes 207 amino acids.
AUGAUGUACAGUUUAUGCACCACCAUGAUAUCUGAUGAUGACACACCUGUUGCCAUCACUGUUGCAACACCAGAAUUCAGCAGCCAUAAAAACAUUCAACAGACUCUCCAACCUAUAGCUAUCACCAACUCGAGAAAUGCUGGCAAGUGCAAUUUGGUGGAUGCAGACUGGACUCCUUCCUUGACGGAAGACUUAGUGGAGUUGUCCAGUGAAGGAGACAAAGCCAUGGGCCACAAAGGCCAACACCUUUGUCGGGCUCAUGAUCCGUCAUUUAUGGAUUAUGCCUGUUCUUCUGCAUCUCUCAUGGAUGACACAGAUAUCAAGGAAUGUAAAAUGGUGCUAGCUAUUGCAAAUGUGCAGCAAACAAGUCUUGACAGCCAUCUGCAAGAAAAUUCUUCCAGUAAGGUUGUUGUCCCAUACAUGGACAUAGUCUUUCAUGAAGCUGCUAUUGAGUGGCUAAUUUCCACUAGCCAGCCUGUCAUAUACCUGAUCCGACCGCUCCGAUAUCAAUAUCCGCUCCACUUUCUGACCACCUCCACUCCUUCCAUUCUCCACUCCGUCCAAUCAUUAUCUGCAUCUGCCCCUACACUUCCGCUCGACCGCCCGACUGGUCCCCUUCCGUAA